Molecule: messenger RNA, 3702 nt
Organism: Linnemannia hyalina
Lineage: Eukaryota; Fungi; Mortierellomycota; Mortierellomycetes; Mortierellales; Mortierellaceae
Source: the annotation of a GenBank genome assembly
AUGCCGACUACAACCACACUUGCCGACGGCAAGGCGAGCAAGGACUUCGCUGAAGUCACCCCAUUUCAUCCUUCUUCUACUCUUCAGGAGACAACCGCAUCGCCAUCAUCACCUUCUCCUGCUCCCAACUCCUUCUACGACGGUCUCGACUUUGACCUUGACGGAGGGUCUCUCACUCAGUCCACAUCCUCGCCUUCACCUUCACCACCAUUGCCGUCAACAGCAACACGGCCAACAUCAGCAACAGUAACACCAGCCACAAUGGAGUCAGCCUCUGGAAUCUCGACCGACAGCAACGUGUCACCCUCGACCACCAACCGCUUUGGCGCCAAAAAGGCGCGCGCCAACCCUGGAUCGAACAUCAGUCGCAGAAUCACCAUGUUGGCGGCCGGCAAGAACGAGAACGGAAGCGACCUUCACACAACAGAUCAUACCAGGGCCCUUUUGAAUGGUGGCGAUAUCUCACCCGACGGCACCGAAUACCCAGACUCGUUCUUUGAAGAGAUCCUCCGAGAGGACCAUCAGGCAUCCCUCUCUCGCUCCUCCUCCACCAUCCCCAAGCCCACUCCUCGAUCGACCACCCUCACCUCCAAAACAUCUAUGCCACUUCGUCUCCCCUCAACAUUAAAAAACUCAACAGCAGGAGAGGAUGCAGAGCCCGCAUUUUUGCCAUCGGGUGAUAUUGAGGAGGACCUGAAACGGUUGCAGACCGAACUGGCCAAGACCAAGGACACAAAGUCCAAGGCUGAGGCUGAUGCCAAAACACAGCGUGUCACCGUCAUGUCCCUCAAGACCGAGGUCCAGCUUGUCCGCAACGUCCUCAAGCGCCGAGAGACCGAGCUUGGAGACGUCAAAGACAUGUCGACCGCAUAUGAGACUGAGCUCGCUGAACUUCGACGGAAACUUGAGCAGGCCGAGAGGCAGUUGAGCCGCGGGCAGGGAGAGAUGGAAGCCAAGGUCAGGUCCUUGGAGCGACUCAGAGAUGAGAGUAUUGCUCGUAUCCAGACAUUGGAUCAAGAGAUCAAGAAGCUUCGCGAUCAAUUGGCCGAGGCAGAAAAGUCCAACAACAAGGCCCAGGCCGAACUGGCCGGACUUCGCAGCGAUAUCGAGGAGCUGGCCCCAUACAGAGAUGCUGCCCUCGAGCAACGAGAGUUCAAGGCACAAGAGCCCGUUAAGAUCAAGGAGCUUAGCGAACAUAUUACUCAAUUGGAGGACACCCGUGAUGCCCAGGCCGUCAUGAUCGAGGAGCUCGAGACCAAGAUCACAACUGUCGAGGCUGAGGCAUUGGAGUUCAAGGGCAAGGCUGAGUUGGAGUACGAGCAGUUGUCGGAUGGAUUCAAGGUGCUGAAGACUCGCCGUUCUGAGGAGAUCAAGGUCUUGAAGGCAGAGCUGGAGCAGCACAAGUUGCAGGAGCAGAUCAUCGAAAAGUUGCAGGGGGAUAUCGACCAACUCCAGUCGGCCCUAACCUUGGUCGCCAGCUCCCAGUCGACUGAGAACGCCCGUAUCAACCAGGUCACUGCCGAGUUGAACGAGGCCCUGGCCCUCAAGGACCAAGAGGUCGUCGAGGUCCGUCAGAGUAUGACGGAAUUUGAAGACUCCCACAACCGUUUGGUCAGCUCCCUCCAGGCGACGUUAGCGACCAUCAACGAUGAGGCGGAUUCCGCCCGCAGGUCGAGAGAUGAGGCUGUCUCUGCGCUCGAGUCGUUGCGUGAGGAGCUUGAGGCGUUGAGACACAGUCUUCCGAUCAAUAACAAGCACAUGUCUUUGAGCCAGUGGUCGGCAGAGCAGCAGCAGUCGCAGCAGGACCAGUUGAAGGCUAUCCAGGAGCUCGAGGAUAAGCUGGAUGGUCAAGUUGAGGGCGUCAAGGAUAAUCAGCAACGCGCCGGGAUCCUGGAGGCCAACAGAAAGAGAAAGUCUCAGCAGUUGACUUUGGAUCUGGAGCACCAUUUGCAGCUCAGCAAUGCCUUGGUCCAACAAUCGAACGGUGCCAAGGAGGAUUCGUCGUCGACUGAGAAGAUUCAUGCCCCUGAUUUGCCAACAGAGGCAGCAGAAGGAUCAGAGUUGGCAAAAGAGAAGGAGGUCUUGUCCAAGGAGCUAGAGUCCCCCAUAGAGCCUGGUAGCGUCUCUGUCAGGACUAUGCUCAAGUUCCUGUCGCAGCUGCAAGGACGACCCUCCGACCUCAAGGAGAUCGCCACCCACCACAGCCGCGAGGACACCCAGAUGACUGUGACAGGAGAUAACGACGAUAUCGACUAUGAGGAGCAACUCCGCGUCUACCUCACACAGUUAAACGAUGUGACCUUGGUCGAGCCUUGGGCCAAAGAGAAGGAACUCGAGCACGAGAUCCAGCAGCUGGAGCAAAAGAUCCAGACACUCCUCGGUGAGUUGUCCACCGCCAACCAGAAGCAGACCGUUGCACAGGGUGCGCUCGAGAAGGCUCAGGCAUCGUUUGAAGCUCAGCUCCAGGAGGAGCGGGACCAACGCGACCACUUGGAGUUGCUCGAACGUGAGGAACGCGAGGAGACCGAGGCGAAAUUGGCCGAGGAACGCCGGAUCCGCGACAAGAAGGUCCUGGAGCAACAGCAGUCUAUUCAGACCAAGGAGCAGGAAUUGCACCUCAAGGAAUCGACCCUGCGCGAGAAGGAGCUGAGUCUUCAGAACAAGGAGCAGGAGUUGAUUGCCAUGGAGGGAGUUGAGCGUCAUAAGCGUGCCGAUUCCUUCCCUGUGACACCCCCCUUCUCGGCCCCCAUCACUCCCUUUGGAUCCCCCGGGAACGCCGAUCUCUUGCCUAACCUCUUGGUCGCCCAUCGCCGGUCUAUCAUCCUGGAGGAUGACGAAAAGGAUGAAGAGGACAAGGAGAAGGAGGAGGAAGAAAAGAGAGCCAAGGAAGAGGGAGCCGCCAUGGAACGCGAGCAGCAGGCCAAGCUGAUCAAGUCGUUGGAGGACAAGAUUGCCCAUCUCGAGAAGCGUGCCGAGGACCAGCAAGUCAUCCAGGCAUUGUCCUUCCCCUCCCCACCCAUGUCGGUCACUCCUCGCAUGUCGGCCACGUUGCGCUCAAGUCUGUUGAGCAACCCACCAGAUACCCCACCCCCUACCAUUGCUCUGCCCCCAAUCCCCACCGAUCAGGGUGAGCCUACCCACAGCCCACGGCUGUCACCCGCCAUCUCUGAGGAUGGAACCAGCCUCCACCAGCCUUUGCACCCCCGGAAGAAGUCGAUGAGUGGAGUGAUUCACUCGUUCUCGAGCGAAUCCCUGGCCAACAAGGCCACCGCCGCCGCCGCAACCGAAGCCGCUGUCGCUGCGGCUGUAGCCAAAUACCAAGAAGAACAAAAGGCCAUGUCCGAGAAGCUGGCCCAAUUCGAGGCCGAGUUGACAAAGACCCAAUCCAAGAACAAGCAGCUCGCGACCGACUUGGUGACGGUCCAGAACCAACAGCAGCAACAGGGCCAAACCCUGGAGGUUGAAGCCCGCAAGCUCAAGCAAGAGAACGCCGAGUUGAACCAGGUGCUGGAAGAGAUCCGCCAGAGCUUGGAUCAGGCCCAGAACCAGGCUCGUGGCUUGGAGGCUGCCAAGACGCAGUUGGAGGCCCAGGUGCAGAAGGAGAGACAGGCCAAGGACGAUGCCAACCGGAUGCGGGAUCGUUUGCAGACGCAGCUCGAGGAGGAGAUGCAGAAGAAGAAGGGCGGUUUCCUUUGCUUCUAA